Struthio camelus australis is the source of this 5905-nucleotide messenger RNA. The record is from RefSeq and is a predicted model, not a curated record. NCBI's taxonomy places the organism in Eukaryota, Metazoa, Chordata, Aves, Struthioniformes, Struthionidae.
GCUCAGCAUCACCCAAUGCCCUACUGCUGGGAGUCUGUCAGGAGAACAGCAGAAACCCGGAGACGUAUGGAGAACCAUGUGAGGAACAUUGCUGGGGCAAAGGACGCACGCGGGGAACACGGACGUUUGCCUUUCCCAGGAUGGAUCAGAGGAAGAACUGGCCUCGGGUACUGGACUCCGACGGCUGGUCAGUGGCUUUAGUCUGUCUCUUCUUGGCAUCGCUUUCCCGGAACGUGUCCAGCAAUGCCUUGUUCAGCACCUUCCACUCUGAGAACCGGGACUGGACUUUCAACCACCUGACCGUCCACCAGGGCACUGGAGCAGUCUAUGUUGGAGCCAUCAACCGGGUUUACAAGCUUUCAGGCAACCUGACCAUUUUGGUGGCUCACAAGACUGGUCCUGAGGAGGACAACAAAUCUUGCUACCCACCCCUCAUUGUCCAGCCAUGCAGCGAGAUCCUGACCCUCACCAACAACGUCAACAAGCUGCUGAUCAUUGACUACUCUGAGAACCGGCUGCUGGCUUGCGGGAGCCUCUACCAGGGGGUCUGCAAGUUGCUGCGCCUGGACGACCUCUUCAUCUUGGUGGAGCCCUCCCACAAAAAGGAGCACUACCUCUCCAGUGUCAACAAGACGGGCACUAUGUACGGCGUGAUUGUGCGCUCAGAAGGUGAGGAUGGGAAGCUGUUUAUUGGCACGGCAGUUGAUGGGAAACAGGAUUACUUCCCCACUCUGUCCAGCCGCAAACUUCCACGGGACCCAGAGUCAUCAGCCAUGUUGGAUUAUGAGCUCCACAGUGACUUUGUCUCAUCCCUUAUCAAAAUCCCCUCAGAUACGCUGGCCCUUGUUUCGCACUUUGACAUCUUCUAUAUCUAUGGUUUUGCCAGUGGCAAUUUUGUCUAUUUUUUGACUGUCCAGCCAGAGACCCCAGAGGGAGUCUCCAUCAACUCUGCCAGUGACCUCUUUUACACGUCUCGUAUUGUCCGUCUCUGCAAAGAUGACCCCAAAUUCCAUUCGUACGUCUCUCUGCCCUUUGGCUGUGUCAAAGGGGACACAGAAUACCGCCUCCUGCAAGCUGCUUACCUCUCAAAGCCGGGAGACGUGCUGGCCAAGUCCCUCAAUAUUACAGCCCAGGAAGAUGUCCUCUUUGCCAUUUUCUCCAAGGGGCAGAAGCAGUACCACCAGCCACCAGAUGAUUCUGCGCUCUGCGUCUUCCCCAUUCGCACCGUCAAUGCUCAGAUCAAGGACCGCCUGCAGUCUUGCUAUCAAGGGGAAGGCAACCUGGAGCUGAACUGGCUGCUGGGGAAAGAUGUUCAGUGCACUAAAGCGCCAGUUCCUAUUGAUGAUAAUUUUUGUGGGCUCGACAUUAACCAGCCUCUAGGAGGCUCUACACCAGUGGACGGAGUGACUCUCUUUACCUCCAGCCGGGACCGGAUGACUUCUGUUGCUUCGUACGUCUACAAUGGCUACAGCGUGGUGUUUGUGGGGACUAAAAGUGGCAAGCUGAAGAAGAUCCGAGCAGAUGGUCCUCCCCACGGUGGAAUUCAAUAUGAAAUGGUCACAGUUUUCAAGGACGGGAGCCCUGUCCUUCGAGACAUGGCCUUCUCCAUUGAUCAGAAGUAUCUAUAUGUCAUGUCGGAAAGACAGGUGUCCCGGGUGCCUGUUGAGUCCUGCGAGCAAUACACGACCUGCGGGGAGUGCCUGAGCUCGGGGGACCCGCACUGCGGCUGGUGCACGCUUCACCACGCAGAGAAAACCCUCAAUGUCGAGAGGAGAGAAAAGCAUCGUUUCCUCUGCCCUUUUGGCCAUGACAUUUCGGCAUUAGCCUCUUCCCAGCGAGAGUUUCUUCCCGUGGCCCAGCUGCCUCUCUGCGCAGUGGAGAGCUUGCAGGUCAGGCUGUGCUGCCGCGCGGUGUUCCUGAGCCCUGACGAAAGGCUCAGCCUGCUGGUGAGCGAUGCUCCAGACCUGUCAGCCGGGAUCACCUGCCUGUUUGGAAACCUCACUGAGGUGGAAGGUCGGGUCGCGGGCAGCCAGGUUGUGUGCGUUUCGCCAGCAGCUAAAGAUGUCCCUGCCAUACCUGUGGAUCAAGACUGGUUUGGCGUCGUGUUGCAGCUGAAAUCUAGGGAGACCGGGCAGACGUUUGUCAGCACGGAGUUCAAGUUCUACAACUGCAGCGCCCACCAGCUGUGCCUGUCCUGUGUGAACAGCGCCUUCCGCUGCCACUGGUGCAAGUACCGGAACCUCUGCACCCACGAUCCCACCACGUGUUCCUUUCAGGAAGGACGGAUCAACAUCUCUGAGUAUCUCUAUGAUGGGAUGGACAUAAGCAACUUAGCAGUGGACUUCGCUGUGGUUUGGAACGGGAACUUUGUUAUCGACAACCCAGAGGAUUUGAAAGUUCACCUGUACAAGUGCGCGGCCCAGCGGGAGAGCUGCGGCCUGUGCCUAAAGGCCGACCAGAAGUUCGAGUGCGGCUGGUGCCGCGGCGAGGCCAAGUGCACGCUGCGCCAGCAUUGCAGCUCCCCCGCCGUUCAGCCCUGGCUCGACUGGUCCAGCAGAAACGUCAAGUGCUCGAAUCCACGUAUCACCGAGAUCAUGCUAAUAACGGGCAGGCCUGAAGGGGGGGUGGUAGUGACCAGCCGCGGCGUCAACCUGGGCCUGGAUUUCUCCGAGAUUGCCCACAACGUGCAGGUGGCCGGGGUGCAGUGCACGCCGCUGCCGGAGCAGUACGUCGUCGCCGAACAGAUCGUGUGCGAGAUGGGGCAGGCGCUGCCGGGGAUCAGCUCCGGCCCCGCGCUCCUCUGCAUCGGCGAGUGCGAGCCCGAGUUCACGGCCAAGUCGGCGCAGCACUACGUGUUCGUGAAUCCAUCAAUAAGUUUUCUGAAUCCCAGUCGCGGCCCGGAGUCGGGAGGCACCAUGGUGACCAUCACUGGCCAUUACCUGGGAGCGGGCAGCAGCGUGUCGGUGUCCCUGGGAAACCAGACCUGCGAGUUCUACGGGCGAUCCAUGAGUGAGAUUGUGUGUGUAUCUGCCCCGUCCGCGCACGGCCUGGGGUCUGUUCACGUCUCAGUGAGUGUUGAUCGGGCUCAGCUCGAGAGGACCUUGCUGUUUGAGUACAUCGACGAUCCGAAAGUGCAGCACAUCGAGCCUGAGUGGAGCAUUGCCAGCGGACACACGCCUCUGACGGUCACCGGGUCCAACCUGGAUGUGAUCCAGGAGCCAAGGAUUCGUGUCAAGUACAACGGCAAGGAGUCUGUCAACGUCUGCAAGGUGGUGAACGCCACCGCCCUGACGUGCCUGGCACCCGCGCUCACCCCCGAAUACCGGCCCGGCCUGGAUGCCGUCGAGCGCCCGGACGAGUUUGGGUUUAUCUUUAACAACGUGCAGGCUCUGCUGGUCUAUAAUGACACGAAAUUUAUAUACUACCCAAACCCAACGUUUGAACUCCUGAGCCCUACGGGGGUGCUGGAGCAGAAACCCGGAUCGCCCAUCAUCCUCAAGGGCAAAAAUCUGUGCCCACCCGCUCCGGGAGGAGCAAAGCUGAACUAUACCGUCCUGAUCGGCGAAACGCCCUGCGCCGUCACAGUGUCGGAGACCCAGCUGCUUUGUGAGCCCCCGAAUCUCACCGGCCAGCACAAAGUGAUGGUGCGCGUUGGUGGCAUCAUCUUCUCCCCUGGUUCAGUGAGCGUCGUCUCGGACAGCCUGCUGACCCUGCCGGCCAUUGUCAGCAUCGCAGCUGGAGGCAGCCUGCUCCUCAUCAUCGUCAUCAUCGUGCUCAUCGCCUACAAGCGCAAGUCCCGCGAGAAUGACCUCACCCUCAAGAGGCUCCAGAUGCAGAUGGACAACCUGGAGUCGCGGGUGGCCCUGGAGUGCAAGGAGGCUUUUGCAGAGCUGCAGACAGAUAUCAAUGAACUGACCAGCGACCUGGAUCGUUCAGGGAUCCCGUACCUUGACUAUCGGACUUAUGCAAUGAGGGUGCUUUUCCCAGGCAUUGAGGACCAUCCCGUCCUACGGGAGCUGGAGGUCCAAGGGAACGGGCAGCAGAACGUGGAGAAGGCCUUGAAGCUCUUUGCGCAGCUGAUCAACAACAAAGUGUUUCUGCUGACGUUCAUCCGAACGCUGGAGCUGCAGCGCAGCUUCUCCAUGCGCGACCGUGGCAACGUGGCCUCCCUCAUCAUGACGGGCCUGCAAGGCAAGCUGGAGUACGCCACCGACGUGCUGAAGCAUCUGCUCUCCGACCUAAUCGAGAAGAACCUGGAAAACAAGAACCACCCCAAACUGCUCCUGCGCAGGACAGAGUCAGUGGCUGAGAAGAUGCUGACCAACUGGUUUGCCUUCCUCCUCCACAAGUUCCUCAAGGAAUGUGCUGGAGAGCCCCUCUUCAUGCUCUACUGUGCCAUCAAGCAGCAGAUGGAGAAAGGUCCAAUUGAUGCCAUCACAGGAGAAGCUCGUUACUCCCUGAGCGAGGAUAAGUUGAUCCGGCAGCAAAUCGAGUACAAAACUCUGAUCCUGAACUGUGUGAACCCGGAUAAUGAGAACAGUCCAGAGAUCCCUGUGAAGGUGCUGAACUGUGAUACCAUCACUCAAGUCAAAGAGAAGAUCCUAGAUGCAGUAUACAAAAAUGUCCCAUAUUCUCAAAGACCAAGAGCUGUUGACAUGGACUUGGAGUGGCGCCAGGGCAGGAUAGCUCGUGUGGUCCUGCAGGAUGAAGACAUCACCACCAAGAUCGAAGGAGACUGGAAGCGACUGAACACCUUGAUGCAUUAUCAGGUGUCGGACCGCUCAGUGGUGGCUCUCGUUCCCAAACAGACCUCCUCUUACAAUAUUCCUGCCUCCGCCAGCAUAUCCCGAACGUCUAUCAGCAGAUACGACUCUACCUUCCGGUACACGGGCAGCCCAGACAGCCUGCGCUCCAGGGCUCCCAUGAUCACCCCGGACCUGGAGAGCGGGGUCAAAGUCUGGCACUUGGUCAAAAACCAUGAUCAUGGAGACCAGAAGGAAGGGGACCGGGGCAGUAAGAUGGUGUCUGAGAUCUACCUGACUAGGUUAUUAGCUACAAAGGGUACACUGCAGAAAUUUGUGGACGACUUGUUUGAGACGUUGUUCAGCACUGUGCACCGAGGCAGCGCGCUCCCCCUGGCCAUAAAGUACAUGUUCGAUUUCUUGGAUGAGCAAGCAGAUAAGCACGGCAUCCAUGACACAGAUGUGCGGCACACAUGGAAGAGCAAUUGCCUCCCUCUCCGUUUCUGGGUGAAUGUAAUCAAAAACCCACAGUUUGUGUUCGAUAUCCACAAAGGCAGCAUCACAGACGCCUGCCUCUCGGUUGUGGCUCAGACCUUCAUGGAUUCGUGCUCCACCUCCGAGCACCGCCUGGGCAAGGAUUCCCCCUCCAACAAGCUGCUCUACGCCAAGGACAUCCCCAGCUACAAGAGCUGGGUGGAGAGGUAUUACGCAGACAUUGCCAAGCUCCCAGCCAUCAGUGACCAGGAUAUGAACGCCUACCUCGCGGAGCAGUCACGCCUGCACUCUGCCGAGUUCAACAUGCUGAGCGCGCUUAACGAAAUCUACUCCUACGUCAGCAAAUACAGCGAAGAGCUCAUUGGGGCUUUGGAGCAGGAUGAACAGGCACGUAGGCAGCGUCUGGCAUACAAAGUAGAGCAACUUAUUGGUGCCAUGUCUAUUGAGAGCUGAAGAAAGCUUGUGAUGCUCGCGGAGAAGAGCAGGGUAUUGCAAAGACUCUCGGGAGUUAAGAGCAAGAACAAGCAAGAAAGGCACUGGACACAAAUAAAUACCGAGGUGUUUUCUAGAGGGAGCAGACGCUGGCCCAAGGACUUGCUAUGUUCAAAAUCACAUAGAAUGCUGUUUGAAAAGACAGAAAAAAAAUAGACAAAGCAUCUCAAUCAGAA